GUUGGCCUGAGGCAGCAACUCGACCAGGACAGCCGGGGCGACGGGACCUCACGAUUUUUCCCCAAAACCCUCAGUCAACCCCCCAAUCCCCGUAUCCGGAGUACCCAAUUGAGCCACCCCAGCCAUUUCAAAAUGCUCAGCCAACUGUCCCGGGCCACGCGCUCUCGCUCCGCCGUUGCGGCCGUUUCCCGAGUCGCCAGAGGCCCUGCCGUCCAGGUGAGGGGCUUCAUUGCGCCUACCAUCUCCCGACGAGCCGACUUCGUCCAGGAGCUGUACCUCAAGGAGCUCAACGCCUACCAGACCCCCGCCGUCAAGGCCUCGGACUCCGUUGGCCAGGUCCAGACCUUCAACGAGCCCAAGACCCCCGUUUCCCCCGAGGAGACCGACCUCGCCAGCAACCUCGCCGCCUACGAGACUAUGGCCGUCGAGAUUGAGGGCCAGGACGUUGCCGCCCAGUCCGCCACCGGUGCCACCGAGGCCCCUGACUGGCUCGAGGCUGAGGAGGAUGACGAGCCUCACCACUAAGCGGGGGUUUCACGGUCCGGAAUAGACGCCCGGUCGACCGGCUGCGGCCCCUCGCGGUCUUCAGAUGUUAAUUGAGGGGGACCAUGAAAAGAGGGAGGUGGCAUCGCCCAACGGGAGGAAUUGAAGUGAAAGGGGUUACAGCAGCGGAUUGGGGAUGAUAAUCCUGUGUACAUUUUCCUAAAAACAGCCUUCGGUUGCCUGUAGGAACUCAUUGAAUGCGAAAGCCAAAUGAAGCAAGCAACUUUGAUCGUAAUGUAUGCUGCCUCGCUUGAACCAACUUCUCGUGAGGCAUAAAACACCCUGACAUGUCUAAGUGCGCAAUCUCACUUUGAUCAAUCCUUAAUCAUUCUGAAAGAGGUAGUGCAAUUGCGUC
Messenger RNA from Ilyonectria robusta, 898 nucleotides. Its product is annotated as ATP synthase complex subunit H-domain-containing protein. Lineage: Eukaryota; Fungi; Ascomycota; Sordariomycetes; Hypocreales; Nectriaceae. The record is from RefSeq and is a predicted model, not a curated record. The transcript has 3 exons. Bases 133 to 525 code for a protein of 130 amino acids. Gene Ontology annotation, biological process: proton motive force-driven ATP synthesis.